Daucus carota subsp. sativus is the source of this 1688-nucleotide messenger RNA. RefSeq lists its product as uncharacterized. The record is from RefSeq and is a predicted model, not a curated record. The transcript is spliced from 7 exons. Bases 153 to 1466 code for a protein of 437 amino acids. Gene Ontology annotation, molecular function: transaldolase activity. Lineage: Eukaryota; Viridiplantae; Streptophyta; Magnoliopsida; Apiales; Apiaceae. Gene Ontology annotation, cellular component: intracellular anatomical structure; cytoplasm. Gene Ontology annotation, biological process: pentose-phosphate shunt; carbohydrate metabolic process.
AAAGAAAGGAGGGUGAUCGCCUGAGGCCCUGAAUCUGAUGGGUACGGUAGUAGGUAAAAAAAGACCAAGAGCAGCGUAUAAAUAAAAUACACGCCUCCUCUCCCUCGUUUGUGUCAAUCUCUCUCUCUCUCUCUCUCUCGAUCAGCAGCGUCAUGUCUUCCAUCUCGAAGCUUUGCUUUAGUCCAACCUCAACCAACUCCGUGAGCAGCAACAAACACCACCACCACCCCCAACUUCAGAAAUGCGCAAUCGCCGCCUCCUUCCCAAAACUCAUCAACUCCUCCUCCAGAUUAUCCCUCUCUCGCCCCCCUCGCUCCAAACCUUCUUUUAUAUGCUCUGAGCUUGCUGGAAGUGAAAGUCAUGUUAAGAGAACAGUUCUUCACGAUCUUUACGAGAAGCAAGGACAGAGUCCGUGGUAUGAUAACCUCUGUCGUCCUGUUACUGAUCUGCUUCCGCUCAUUGCAAAUGGUGUGAGGGGUGUUACCAGCAACCCAGCGAUUUUCCAGAAAGCUAUAUCAACUUCAAAUGCUUACAAUGACCAAUUCAGGGAACUUGUACAAGCAGGAAAAGAUAUCGAAAGUGCAUACUGGGAACUUGUUGUGAAGGACAUUCAAGAUGCUUGCAAGCUUUUUGAAUCAAUUUAUGAUCAGACAGAUGGUGGUGAUGGUUAUGUUUCUGUUGAAGUUUCCCCCCGGCUUGCUGAUGAUACUGAAGGGACUGUGGAAGCUGCCAAAUGGCUUCAUAAAGUCGUAGAUCGAUCCAAUGUCUAUAUAAAAAUCCCAGCCACAGCAGAGUGUGUACCUUCAAUUGAGAAAGUGAUUUCACUUGGCAUUAGUGUCAAUGUUACUCUCAUAUUCUCUAUUCCUAGAUAUGAAGCAGUCAUUGAUGCUUACCUAGAUGGCCUUGAGUCAUCGGGGCUGGAUGACUUGUCAAGAGUUACAAGUGUUGCUUCGUUCUUUGUUAGUCGUGUAGACACACUUGUCGACAAGAUGCUUGAGAAGAUUGGAACUCCAGAAGCUCUUGGUCUUCGAGGAAAGGCUGCAAAUGCUCAAGCAGCUCUAGCCUACCAGCUCUACCAAAAGAAAUUCUCUGGUCCUAGAUGGGAGGCUCUGGUUAAGAAAGGUGCUAAAAAGCAGAGAUUACUAUGGGCCUCAACCAGUGUCAAAAAUCCAGCCUAUCCCGACACACUCUAUGUUGCCCCUCUAAUUGGUCCUGAUACGGUUUCAACCAUGCCAGACCAAGCUCUGCAAGCGUUUCUUGACCAUGGUGCUGUUGCAAGGACAAUUGAUUCAAAUGUCUCUGAAGCAGAAGGUAUUUAUAGCGCCCUAGAAAAGUUGGGGAUUGACUGGAACUUUGUUGGUUCUCAGCUUGAACUUGAAGGAGUCGACUCUUUCAAGAAGAGCUUUGACAGUCUGCUUGAUAGUUUGCAAGAGAAGGCAAACUCUCUUAAACUAGUCAGCCUUUAAGAUUUCAUGAUUUCUUUUGGUGCAUACCGACUUAAUAAAAUCCAUAGGGGGGUUUGUAUCCUGCUGGAAAGAUGUUUUGCUUGUAUUUUGUAAUAGGAUGGUAAGAUAUGUGAUGGUUUUAUGGGGGUACUUUCAUGCCCUAAGAACAUGUCAGAAGUUUUUAUAUAUUAUGCAUAUCAGCACAAACUAUCUCAUGGCUUGUAAUUCAUUUGGUUCUCUUGA